AUUAUCGAGGUCCUUCACUUGGUGACAGGAAUCGUCUGUGAUGCGAGACAGACCUACUUUCCGAGGCCAAUCCUUGACCGCGGAUCAAGCGACUUCCGUCGAUGUACAGAGGCCACCGCCGACGGACUCGGACUUAGGCUUCGUCAUACCCCGAAUACUAGGAUUGGAUGGUCUGUUCCACCACCACAUACCCUAUGGAAGUCUCAAAGGUGCGCAAUACGCUGCAGGGCUCUUGAAAUGGGUGGGACAUCACGGCGAGCACAGUCAGUGGUCGUAUAAAAAGAGCAAGGCUGGAUGAUGAUGCAGAGUCUGUGUUCAUCCAACGCAUUCUCUCAACAAGAUAACCAAGAUGUUGUCUCCCAAAGUUUGGUUCAUUACUGGAUCUUCUACUAGUAGCGGGUUUGGCCGGGAACUAGUGUUGGGAAAGGGCGAUACCGCCGUCGCCACGCUUAGAAACCCACCGGACGUCGCUGAUCUCGCGGCCAAGUACAGCUCCGACCAAUGUCUGGUCAUCAAGCUCGACGCGUACGUGUCCGAGCCGCAGGAGGUUACGUCCGCGUUCCAUGACGCCGUGCAGAAGUUCGCCGAAUACGGCAUCCUUGCGGAGGUGGAGGGAACACCUGAGGAGCAAUCGCGCGCGAUGUUCGACGUGAACUUCGGGGCCGCGAAUGUCAACAGGGAGGCCGUGCGCAUCUUCCGCGGCGUCAAGCCAUAGGGCGGCCGGCUGCUGCAGAUGAGCUCGGUCGCCGUCUACACCAGCUCUGCAUCCUUGGGUCAAUACGGUGCGAGCAA
This is a messenger RNA of Fomitopsis serialis, 792 nucleotides long. RefSeq lists its product as uncharacterized. Bases 350 to 715 code for a protein of 121 amino acids. The transcript is spliced from 3 exons. The record is from RefSeq and is a predicted model, not a curated record. Lineage: Eukaryota; Fungi; Basidiomycota; Agaricomycetes; Polyporales; Fomitopsidaceae.